UGGUGACUCAAGUUUAGUCUUAGCCACUUUAACUGUACCUUGGGUUUCUUGUUCUUUGGAAUUGAUUACUGACCCUAUCUGGUCUUCUCUGCUGCCAGGCUCUGCUCCCUAUGAAGAAGACCCAGGCUUUUCUUCAACGUUUCAACAACAAACUUGAAGGUUUAGGAUUUGUCGAACCAUUUCCUGAGUCCAACGAAAUUUGGGUUAGCUGUUGUCCCCAGCUGAGCCUGGGACUAAAAGGACCCCCUAUUGUAGACUUCAGAAAUUAGAAAGGCACGAUAGUGUUGAACUUCCAAAUUCAGUAGUUCUUCUUUUUCUUGCUUUCUUUUUAAUUUAUUUUCUUGGAUUUUGCUAGAUUUUCUUUCUUUUUUCUUUUUUUCUUUUUAGUCCUGAAGGUUCUGGAAUUAGGUGUAUAACACCCCACCUGGCUCCUGUUGCAGAACUGAAGAAUAGCAUCGACAUGGUCAAGUACGGAUCCUAAAUGUGCUGCUGGGUGGUGUUUCUAGGUGACUGUUCAGACCAUCAUUCUUUAAUGAGAAGCAUUUGUGUAGCCAUCAGCUGAGAUGAAACUUGCGUAGACGAGAGUGUUCUAUUCAUAUGUCACUCAGGAACUUCAUAGAUACUUAUGAUAGAAAACAACCUUAACUUGACUUGAGUAACAAGACAUUUUGACUCACUCAAUUGAAGCAGAGGCAAUCCUAGCUUUGAAUUAGCUCAGGAGGGACACUUUUCAUCACCUGCACCAGGUUCCAGUCCUACUUGCCCUGCUUUGGUGUUCAUUGCCCCUGAGACCCAUAGACUCUUCUGUAGUACCAGGCUGCAGACAGGAUGUGGUGGUUCUACACUGUCUUCUCAAACCCUCCAUCCCAGGGAGGACAGGCCAAAAAAUGGUGUUUUGGGGAAGCCCUAGAACCAUUGAGCAUGAAUGAAAUUUUCCCUGGGACAUGUUCUCAGCAGUAUGAAGUGACUAUAACUCAAAGCAGAGCUGAGGAUUGUGGGGUUUGAAAUUCAGGGUGCUACUAAGAAGUGGUUUGAUAUCCAUCCCAUAUAUGUAUUAUAGAGAAGCGUGAUAAAAUUAACACUUUAAGAGUUUAGCAUAAAUAGGUAGUAAUCAAUUGAAGGGGCUUAAUGACUUUCCUCUUUUGAAAAUUGUAAGUGUUCAUCUGAACACCCUGGCCCAUCAGAGAGUACCAGGCCAGCUCUUCCCUGUCAGAGCUACAACCUCUCCACAGAGAAACCACCUUAAAAUGUAAAUUAGUGAUUAAAUGCAAUUGUAAAGUAGAAUUUAAAAGAACACAUUGAAAUAAGUGAACUGAUUCCAACUGUGGAGACAUAUUAUGACCACAUUAUUUUGUUGUUCUGACAACCAUAACAAGUUUUAAGACAAUUUUGGUAACCUCUUAACUGAAUUAAUUAACCAAGAAGCAAACAGAUAUAGUGAGACUUGAAAAAGGUCAUGAAUUCAAGACUGGCUUGCUAUAUAGCCUGACCCUUAUUCCACCCCCAAAAAAUGCAUAAUGAAAAUUUAUUAAAUAAUAUAAUUAUAGAUGUUUGAAUUCUCAUACAGCCUUUCAGAUCAUGUGAACAAUGUUUGUAGAGCAAUCCAUUAUGGAAAUAAAAAGAAUGAACAUACAUGCAGAAAGAGAGCUCUGUUAAAAGUAAAAACCUGAUGAGUAAAUACUAACCACACUGCAGAAUUAUAUGCUUCAAUAGAUAUGGAUGUAAACUUGCUUUAAAAUGCCUUAAAUGGUUUGCAGCGUCCCUGCUUGGACUGUAGAUAUGGAAGUAUUGGCUGAAUUUAAGUAGCUGGUAGAAAAAAUCAUAAGCCUAUAUGUAUUUAAAAGGUAGGGACACAAGCAAGAAUCUAUUUUUAAAAAUGCCAGGCAUGUUUUACACUUAUCUUCUAGAGGACAAAGUUAUAUAAUUCAAACUGCUAUGUGGUAUUACUAAGUGGGACACAAAUAUAAUGACUCGGAACCGAAAUCAGAAAUCUUACCCAGGCGGAUGGGAGAAAGAGAAAGGGAAUACAUGGUCAGAAAGAAAUUGAAGGAGAAGGUCUGUUUGCAUUUUAAAAGUCCUAGAAAGUAGAAAUACAAGGAAUGGAUGAAAUGUAUAGAGUUAUAGCAGCCAAGAAGUUCCCAGAACUGACAAAAGACAUGAAGUAAGCAGUAGAAAAACAGUCUGUUUCAAUUCUGGUAGUGAGACAGAAUCCUACCUGAGUACACUGAAGUGAAUCAGGGACAUCAAAGACAGCCCCUCCAGAGGUCAGGGACAAAUACACGACAGAGAAGAGACAGGAGAUAACAAUCAAUGUGGAUAACAGAAGGAACAGAAUGUCUUCAGAAGGUCAUUUAAAAACCCAUGGUUCACAAAGAGUUUGGUCGUCCAUGGGUCCUCAGCACAGUGUACUGUGGCUCAUGCUGUCCACUCAGAAUCCAUGUACAAGUCUGUUCUGGGACAAAAUACCUGUAAGUGGGCUGGGCGUUGGUAGCCCACACCUUUAAUCCCAGCACUUGGGAGGCAGAGGCAGGCAGAUCUCUGUGAUUUUGAGGCCAGCCUGGUCUACAAAUCAAGUUCCAGGACAGGCUCCAAAGCAAUACAGAGAAACCCUGUCUCGAAAAACAAAAACAAAAAAACCCCAAAAAAUCCUGUAAGUGGGCCAUGUGCAGGAGAAACUUCAUUCUCACUGUUCUAGAAACAGGAGACCAAGAUGAGGAUGCCAGUGGAUUUGUUGUAUGGUAAACAUUCCCUGCUUGCCGAUGCCUCUUCCAACUCCUCCAGGAAGAGCAACACUGUGCUCCAGUGGCAGAAGACACAAAGGAUGACUUUUCCCCUCUAGUCCAUUACAAGGGCACUGACGGAGCAAUGAGCAAGAGUCCCUUCCUAAUCGCUGUUUGGAGGGUUAAACUUGAACCUGGGAUGCAAGCAUUCAAACCAUAGCACUGUAGGUAGAAAAGAAUUCCCUGGCUUCCAUGGCUAGUCCCUACAAGGACAUGGGUAUGUCAUGCUGUGAUAGUCUCAGAUACUAUUAGGUAUUAACUAGCUAAAGUCUCUUUUAUUUCUUGUUAGUGCUUUAGUGUUUUUCUAUAUUAGCUUCCUAAGUUGCUUAAAGUGAGACCAAAAGUGCCAGUAUGUGAACUUUGCAUAUUUAGUUUCCAGGUUUGAUAUAAUUAUAAUUUGGUCAGAUAAGGAAUGGGAAUGUUCUAGGAAUGACUCAUGAAUGUGAGUUUUCUAUUUUCAUAGUUCAUAAAUAGGGAAAUUAAUGUUAAAAUAGCAGUCUCAUGCAUUUGUUAAAUAAGCUUGUUGGUGCACUGACAAUAUCAGACCUCAGAACACAUAAGCCAGAACAGAAUGUAUAAUGCUGUGACAUAUUAUAGAUGUCCUGUGGUGCCACAUACCGACAUCAUCGAAAUCAUUGUUCUUGUGGUUAGGGUUAGCUUCUGAAACUUUGUAUAAUGUAUAUGUAUAAAAGAACAGUAUAUUCUUGGUGAUGGAGGAAACCUUGGAUUGUCAACAGCUUAAUCGCUACAGGUUCUAUGUAACGGUAGAGUCAGUUAUCUUAAUAACGUGAACUGUAAAGUAACUGAGCACUGUAGAGGAAUGGGGAUGCAGAUUGAAAAGGAGCAUACCUCCAGAGCACUGUUCACCUCUCCAGUUCCAACCUGCUCCUGUACUGGGGAUCUAAUCCAGCCAGCUCCUGUCUCCUGCCCCUGUAUAGCCUGCAGCUACUCCACUCUGGGUGGCCAGACAAGUUCCAGACAAAUUUACUGAAGCUGGGGCCUCCACAGUUGGUGUGACUACAUCAGGGCUUGGCAUUAGAAUUGUGUUUGGCAGCUUGAUGAUUGACCAUGCCAGGAGCCCACCUGUUCCAAAAGCUCAGUGCGAGGCCCUGGGGCUCUUCUGUUUGAUGAUCCCCAUCCUCAUCUUUCCCAUGUGAAGCUUUAUAAGGUCAACCACCCAGCCCCCUGGCUUUGACUCUGCCAGUCCCUGUGCUGGGUGAGCUAAGCUUUACCAUUAGAACAUGCCUUUGCAUAAUAAUAAUAAUAAUAAUAAUAAUAAUAAUAAUAAUAAUAAUAUAGCAUUUAGACAUAAACAAGAAGACUCCCAUAGUACCUGCUAUGGUAGAUGACUCUUGGGAGGCUUGGAAGCUCACACCAAUUUGAGGCUCAGCUCUCAAACUAUACUGGGCCCACUCUAAGUUUGGGCUAAGCAUGUGACCUUUUUCUAGCAGAUGCAUUAUGGAAAAAUAGUUGAAUAUUUCUAGCUGGAGAAAUCUGUUAGUACUACCUUGGCCAGGUGGUCAAGAUCAACAGCAGUCAAGUCCUGCUGAUCACAGGUACCAGCAGGUAUACACCUCCGUAGUCUUCCUCUCAAAAAGCCACAAUACUCAUAAUCUUGAGGAAAACAUCAAACUCCAUUAGAAGGCUGCUAUACAAAAUACUUGACCCAGAAACUGACCUCUUCGAACAAGAAAAAUCAAGUUCAUUGCCAAUAAUAGCACAUGUAAUGUGGGGUCAUGAAUGAGAUCCUACAGAGGAAUGACAUUAGGUAAAAACUAAGGAAAUAUGAAUGAACUGGAUUUUUGUUAAUAUUUCCUAAAUAUUGGCAAAUCCGUAGUAAGGUAAGCUGUUAAUGAUAGACUGAAAUCUCAGUGGUAUGCUAUUUACAAAUACAAACACUAAAUAGCAACAAUAUUAGUAAUAGUAAUAAUGAUGCCUGAAAUAAAAUGUGAUGAAAAAUUAACACAUAUUGGAAAACAAAAAAGAACUAGCUGGAGCCAGGUUACAUGUCUCUGGGUAAAGGUGCUUGCCACCAAGCCUCAUGACCUGAAUUAGAUCCUGAGGAAGGAGAUUGGUUGCAGAGACACUGUCAGUUUCUGUUGCUGUUAUAAAAUACCAUAAUCAUAAACAAUUUGGAGAGGAAAGUAUGUAUUUCAGUCUUACAGUUGCACAUAGCCCAUCAUCUGGGAAGUCAGGGCAGGAACUGAGGCAGAAUCCAUGGAGGAGUGCUGCUUACUGACCGGUUCCUCAUUGGUUCCUCACUGCUUCCUUAUAGCACCCAGGACCACCAGCUGUGCCCUCACACAUCUGUCAUUAAUUUAGAAAAUGACCUUCAGUCUUAACUGUGGACUUUUAGAAAAUCAGCAUGUAGUUUUUUAUUCCCGAGAGGGAAGAACCAAGGCGCAGUUAAACCAAAAUCCAAAUGUAUAAAGUUCAGUGCAUGACUCCUGAGACCCACUCACAGUCUUCCAGGCUCCAAAGACCUCCACUCCUUGGCCGUGCCAUCCACAGUGCACUUAUCUUGUCUCAUAGGCUCAGGCCAGCUGAUCCUGUGCUUGGUAGUCAGAUACCAAAUAAUGCCUUUGAGAUCCAUUCAAGUUAUUGUAUUUAUUGGUAAUGUGUCCCUUCUAUUGCUGAGUGGUAUUCCAUAUGUGUGUUUAACUAUUCAUAUGAUAUUUUGAUUAUUGUUCUCACAGAUAAGACUUCUAUGACCAUCAUGCCACACAUAACAAAUAAUAAUGACAGUGGUUCCAUGAGCCCUUUCCGAUCUCCAAUAUCUAUGCAUCUGUACAAACAUUUGUCUUCAACUGUGAAAAGCCUACCAUGGCUUCUUAGGCCCACCAUGGACCCUGGCUGUGUGUCCAUUACUGCAUUCAUUUAACCAUGGAUGUUUAUUUUUAUUUAUAUAUGACCAGUGUAAUAUCUUUUUAAAAAUCUCAUUGAGUGUCAGCAAAAGGACAGCAACAUGACCAAAAACCAGUAACAUGAUUGAAAGAGAAAAAGACAAACUGGAAAAGGAAAUGUGAAGAUUUGUAAGCUGAGGGAAAAAAUAAAACUAUCUUAAUCUGCUUUGUUGUUUUUCUGAAUGGGGCGCCUUUCUAGAGAAUGUGAUUAUAUGAAGGAAAAUGAGUCCUGCUUCCACAUAUUCCACAGGAAGCAGCUGGGGUUGGUCCUUUGUAGAGAGAGACCUGCGGCUCCUGUGCACCAGGAGUGAGAGCGGAAUUCCAGAGAACAUCUAGAGAGACAUCAAUUAAGACAGAAGCACAGACAGGCUGAGGAGCUUGAAUAUUGAUUUCUACCAUCCAGCCACAUAAUUCCUGCUGUAGCAGUUGAGCAUGGGCCUUCCACAAAUAUUGGAUUAUUUUAACAUAUGUGGAAUAAAGAGAACACAAUUUUGGCUCCUCUAUCCCAUGCCCUCAACGGUACAGCCACACACAGACUGUACCACACAUUAUUCAGUAAGUUUUCUCUCACCAACACAUGCAUAGGUAGGGUCUUGCAAUAGUUCCCAGGCUGGUCUUAAGUGCCACACUGAGCCUGUUGGCAACACAUCCUUCUAAUAUCUAAAUAAUAUUCCUUAUUCCUAUUAAUCAAGUCAUGACUAAUAUUCUUUUUGCUCUCAGCUUCACUAUUAUCAUAAAAAUAGAAUGUCUUGAAACUUACCAUCUUGUCCAGGAUCAAAUAUUUUUAAAGUAGAGAUUUGUUGAAGGGAAAUCACUAGAUUCCAAGUAGACAUAUUGACAUGGUGACACAGGCAAGUUGCUCCAAAAAGGCUUCUGUGCACCCAGCCAGCAUGGGAGAGGGACAUGAGUGUUUUUUACAUCUCCAGACAUAUUAAAGUUUAAAAUACUCUGUAGUCCAAUUAUCCAAUGGGGAGCCUUUCUGUGUGCCCCAUUUCUUGAUUAACAAUGAGUCUAAUGCCUGUUAAUACAUGCAUGGGCAACUGUUCUCUCUGAUAGAUUGCUUUUAUUAGAGACGUUACUAGUCUUUUCUGCUAGGCCCAUUUAGCUUACCAAUUUGUAGAACUGGACAAGAGUCUAUAGUUUGCUGUGUAUGUUGUAUACAUUUUUGGCUUGUAUCUUCAUGUUAUGGCAUAUCUAGGAUAUGUGAGCUAUCACUGAAGCCUUGGUUUGAGAUGGAGGACACGUGUGUGGGAGAAGGCAGCUAAGAUUAAAACAAAGAUGAGCAAUGGACACAAGGAUUCUGUCCUGUCUGCAGGGUCAAGGUGGUGAGGCACUGGUGAGAAAGUGAAGAGAAAAAGUUCAUCCCUUGCUCAUGUGUGACCUUGAACACUGUCUAACCUCUCAGAGGCUCAGUUUCUUCUACAGAAAGGGGGACAUAAGGAGAAUCAUAGAAAAUUAUUCUGUGGGACCAACAUCAUGCUUUGCACUUAAUGUUUAAACAGUAGACACUGUGUGACCACAGUGAAAUCAUCUACAUAGGCACUGUUGAUUUAAAAAGGGUGGCCAGAAGAGCCUGUGAAUGCAUAACAAUGCUUAGUUUAACACAUUAUCCAUUUCUCAUAAUGGACCAACAGUUGCCUUCAGGAACUCUCCUGAGUUUAGAAUCUGGAAUAUUCUGGAGAGCAGCACGGACAAAUGAGGACACGGACCGGGUGGGGGUGUCCGAACAAAGUCCUGAGGACAGUCACAGGGAGCUACUACACAGUCUGAAGAGCAUUCUCCCUACCAUGGCUGCCGGAAAAAAGGAACUUUUGAUGUUGGAAAACUUCAUAGGUGGAAAAUUUUUACCCUGUAGCUCAUAUAUAGAUUCGUAUGAUCCGUCAACAGGGGAAGUAUAUUGUAAAGUACCUAACAGUGGGAAAGAAGAGAUUGAAGCUGCAGUGGAGGCUGCAAGAGAGGCCUUCCCUGCCUGGUCAUCCCGGAGCCCCCAGGAGCGUUCUAUGGUCCUGAACCGACUGGCUGACUUAGUGGAGCAGUCCCUGGAGGAGUUAGCCCAGGCUGAGUCUAAAGACCAAGGGAAAACCCUCACCCUGGCAAGGACCAUGGACAUUCCUCGGGCAGCUCAGAACUUCCGGUUCUUUGCUUCCUCCAUCUUGCACCACACGACAGAGUGCACGCAAAUGGACCACCUGAGCUGUAUGCACUACACUGUUCGCACCCCGGUGGGAAUCGCUGGCUUGAUCAGCCCUUGGAAUUUGCCACUCUACCUGCUGACCUGGAAGAUAGCUCCGGCCAUUGCUGCUGGGAAUACUGUGAUAGCCAAGCCCAGUGAGCUGACGUCUGUGACUGCGUGGAUGUUGUGUAAACUCUUGGACAAAGCAGGUGUUCCACCAGGUGUGAUCAAUAUUGUGUUUGGAACGGGGCCCAGGGUUGGUGAGGCCCUGGUGUCCCACCCAGAGGUACCGGUGAUUUCCUUCACUGGGAGCCAGCCCACAGCUGAGCGGAUUACCCAGCUGAGUGCCCCCCACUGCAAGAAGCUCUCUCUGGAGCUGGGAGGCAAGAAUCCUGCUAUCAUCUUUGAGGAUGCCAAUCUGGAGGAGUGUAUCCCAGCAACUGUUAGGUCCAGCUUUGCUAACCAGGGGGAGAUCUGCCUCUGUACCAGCAGGAUCUUCGUCCAGAGGAACAUCUAUAGUGAAUUUCUGAAGAAAUUUGUAGAAGCUACCAGAAAGUGGAAAGUUGGAAUGCCCUCUGACCCAUCAGCCAGCAUGGGUGCUUUGAUAAGUAAAGCACAUUUGGAGAAAGUCAGAAGUUAUGUAAUGAAAGCUCGUGCCGAGGGGGCCCAGAUUCUGUGUGGUGAGGGUGUGGACCAGCUGAGCCUCCCACUCAGGAACCAGGCAGGCUACUUCAUGCUGCCCACAGUGAUAACAGAUGUUAAGGAUGAGUCCUGCUGCAUGAAAGAAGAAAUAUUUGGCCCAGUGACGUGUGUUGUCCCUUUUGACAGUGAAGAGGAAGUGAUUAAAAGAGCUAACAGUGUUAAGUAUGGGCUGGCAGCUACAGUGUGGUCAAGUAAUGUGAGCCUCACCCACAGGGUAGCUAAGAAGCUGCAGGCGGGUCUGGUCUGGACCAACUGCUGGCUCAUCAGGGAACUGAACCUGCCCUUUGGGGGGAUGAAGAGCUCUGGAAUAGGAAGGGAGGGAGCCAAGGACUCAUACGACUUCUUCACUGAAAUAAAAACCAUUACUGUUAAACACUGACUUUCUGCUGUGGAGAAGCAGCUGCAGCUGAUGCCUGAAGACCAGAGAAUCAUGGGUGCACUGCAGUGAACAGAAAUCCUAGUGUGUCUUCAGCCAUGUCUUGACUUGCCAGGAGACUAGCUCUUGUUGACCUUCACUAGUUGGUAUUUUUACCAGCUUGUGAAAAAAUAUGCAGUUUUUAAUGUGGAAUGAGAACAAGACUUCUAAAAAGGAGAUGCAACAAAGCCAGCCAGCUAGCUGUCUCCCUGGCCCUCAUGCUAUACCUUCAUGCAUGUCAUUGUUUGAUUGAAUUCUUGAAAAGCUGCCUAAAUCAGAUAUUUUCAGUGACAAAUUUAUAACAGAACAAAAACAAAAGCCUACAAAGAUGGAGACCAGGAACUUGGCUCAGUGAGUAAAAGGCUUGUUGCCCAAGCAUGAGGACCUGAGUUCAAACCCCCAACAGCAGUAUAAAAGCCUGACAUAGUGGCUUAUAACACACAUCACAUGUAUGUAUGUGCACAUACACAUAUACACACCACCAUCAACAAUAACCAAACCUGGGAGGACGGGAGGGAGAAGGGAACCGAGACUGUAAUGUAAAUCAAUCUUGUUUCUAAUGCAAAUAAAAAUGAUUAGAAAAAAGAAACAAUAAGCAAACCUGAAGAGAAUCAGCCCGCCAUCACUUUCUACCUUGGUGAAGCUGUGGAGAUGGUCUCUCUAGCCCCUAACCAUUAGCAAACUGAUUGAUGAUUGGCUGACCCCAUUAAUAUCAGCAAGUGAUGGUCGUGAAGAGCUUGUAAGUGUCACGCAUGAUAGGUCUUACUAAAUAUGUCUGGUAAGAAUAAAAGAAAACAAGUGAUUAUUUUUUAGAGGAAACUUGGAACACAAAACAUAGUUUUAUCCAUUUUCACUGUCAUUUCCAAUCACCUCUGAUUCUUCCAAGUAGAAAUAAAUUGUUCACCAUAUGCCAUUCUGAGACUUGUCCGUUACUCUCCUAUCCUCAUUUUCUUAGAAGUAUAGAUUGUUUUUUCCUAAUAAAGUCUGUCUAAUGUCUGGA
This is a messenger RNA of Cricetulus griseus (Chinese hamster), 9973 nucleotides long. The record is from RefSeq and is a predicted model, not a curated record. NCBI's taxonomy places the organism in Eukaryota, Metazoa, Chordata, Mammalia, Rodentia, Cricetidae.